CGUUCAUUUCAGCAGUAUAAAACAGAGCACACUGAAAGAGGGAGGAUGUGUGUGUUUGUCUAAAGGGUAAGUAGGAAAACUUGAACAUGGUGCAGCUGUCUAAAGCUGGGAUGAGGAACACUUUGAAGGCUGGUCAUCCUCCUGCAGUAAAAGCAGGAGGAAAACGAGUUGUUAAGAAAAACAAUGAGGAUAAUGGAACCCCAGAGAAGGAAAGCAAGAGGGCGGAUAAACCCAGGUCUUUGACCACUUUCUCCCGGAUGCAGCAAAUGGGUAUUUUAAUGGCAGGCCCCCUAGAGAAGUUGGGCCAUGAUUUCCCUGAGACUCCAGUUUCAGUACGGCAUGGGAAGGUCAGACCCAGUGUAGAGAAACUGCACAUGCAGCGCUGCUUCUUCAUCCAGCAGCCCCGCAAGUGUUGAGCCAAAACAGCUAACGGCUGAAGAACCAGGAUGUGUGUUAGAUAUGUGUGCAAAAAGUGAACAGGAAGUGUGUGCUUGAGCUGAAUGGUGCAUAUCAAGGACCUGACACAAAUUUCAUAUUUGAAAUCCUUGACUCCUUGCUUGAUAACUUCUAAGCUUCCACAGGGCUUUUCUAUUCUCACAGCUUUGCAGGACUCCUCUGUGUAAAUUCUUUUUGUUUAAUACAUGUAAGCUGUUUUAUACUAGCAUAAAACACAGCUGGCAGUCUGAUUACCUUGCAGAAAAGAAUGCAUGAGCUCAUGUUUACUGCUUGAAUAAAUAUGUAUUGCAUUACUGAAAA
This is a messenger RNA of Pangasianodon hypophthalmus (striped catfish), 756 nucleotides long. Its product is annotated as death-associated protein-like 1-B. NCBI's taxonomy places the organism in Eukaryota, Metazoa, Chordata, Actinopteri, Siluriformes, Pangasiidae. Gene Ontology annotation, molecular function: death domain binding. The record is from RefSeq and is a predicted model, not a curated record. Gene Ontology annotation, biological process: negative regulation of autophagy; cellular response to amino acid starvation; apoptotic signaling pathway. The transcript has 4 exons. Bases 87 to 416 code for a protein of 109 amino acids.